AUGUCCCUCAGCGACCCCAUCGGCAUUGACGAGCCUAUCCGCAACAAUGUUGUGCACGGCGGCGGUCUCGAGAUCCCACCCAAGAUGGACUGGGAGGUCGAGGCCAUUGACGACGACAAAGCGGACCGUAUCAGUGGAAUUGAGGAGCAUGUGCACGAAGGGCGCCGUCGCCAGUGGUUCGACCCUCCCGACACGGACGGCAUGAAGCGCACGUCCAGCAACUAUGCCCACCGCUACCUCUUGGAGCUCCAUGGAGCGCCCAGGGACGACCUGGCCUUCCGCCAUGAUCAACGAGGACUAGCACUACGAGCGGGACUUCGAGUGGGCAUUCCGCCAGCCCUCCGCGACUUUGAGGUGCGCCUCGCCGUUCGCAACGCGGCAGAAGAGGCCGCCCCCCAGUUCGCAAUCAGGGAGGAGAGGCGCUGCUACCGCCGCGCUGCUGCCGACGUAGCUCGCGAGGCUGUCCGCGUCGCUGCCGAGGGCGCUCCACAGGCCCCUCGUCAACUGCAGGACGUUGAGCGUGAGGCCGAGGAGCUCCAGCGUCAGAUCGAACAGAUGCAGAGGCGUCGUCGAUGA
Molecule: messenger RNA, 576 nt
Organism: Apiotrichum porosum
Lineage: Eukaryota; Fungi; Basidiomycota; Tremellomycetes; Trichosporonales; Trichosporonaceae
Exons: 5
Coding region: 1-576 (191 amino acids)
Source: RefSeq, a predicted model, not a curated record